Globicephala melas (long-finned pilot whale) is the source of this 1002-nucleotide messenger RNA. Lineage: Eukaryota; Metazoa; Chordata; Mammalia; Artiodactyla; Delphinidae. The record is from RefSeq and is a predicted model, not a curated record.
AUGAGCGAAGGCCUCGCCUCCGCCCCAGGCUCAUGCGAGCUGGGUGUUUCCUGUGUCUCUCAGUCCGGGUUUGGAGACUGCAGUGUCUUCCAGCUUUUCAUGGAAGAGAUAUCAGGAGAAAGUGUGGUGAGCUCAGCAGUACCAGUGGCUGCGACCCACACCACUUCGUUCAAGGGCACGAGCCCCAGCUCCAAGUACAUGAAGCUGAACAUGGGCGGAGCCCUGUACUACACCACCAUGCAGACGCUGACCAAGCAGGACACUAGGCUGAAGGCCGUGUUCAGCAGGUGCAUAGAGAUGCUCACGGACAGUGAAGGCUGGAUCCUCAUUGACGAGUGUGAGAAGCUCUAUGGUACGAUACUCAAUUACCUUUGUGACGGGGCGGUCCCCUUGCCCGAGAGCCACCGGGAGACUGAGGAGCUGCAGGAAGAAGCCAAGUACUAUCUGGUCCAGGGCCUGGUGGAAGAGUUCCAGGCAGCCCUGCAAAACAAAGAUACUUAUGAGCCUUUCUGCAGAGUUCCUGUUAUCACCUCAUCCAAGGAAGAACAGAAACUUAUAGUGACUUCAAAUAAGCCAGCCGUGAAGUUGCCCUACAACAGAAGUAACAACAAAUACUCGUAUACCAGCAAUUCUGACGACAAUAUGUUGAAGAACAUUGAACUGUUUGAAAAGCUGUCUCUGUGCUUUGAUGGAAGGGUCCUGUUCAUAAAGGAUGUCAUUGGGGAUGAAAUCUGCUGCUGGUCCUUCUACAGCCAGGGCCACAAGAUCGCUGAAGUCUGCUGUACCUCUAUCGUCUACACCACGGAGAAGAAACAGACCAAGGUGGAGUUCCCCGAAGCCCGGAUCUAUGAGGAGACCCUGAAUAUUUUGCUGUAUGAGGCCCAGGAUGACCGGGGACCUGACAGCGUGCUUCUGGAGGCCACAGGUGGGGUGGCCGGUUGCUCCCACCACCUGGACGAGGAUGACGAGCGGGAGCGGAUCUACAUUGCCCAGAUCUGUUGA